Messenger RNA from Ahaetulla prasina, 1944 nucleotides. RefSeq names its product BRD3 opposite strand (gene BRD3OS). Lineage: Eukaryota; Metazoa; Chordata; Lepidosauria; Squamata; Colubridae. Bases 136 to 390 code for a protein of 84 amino acids. The record is from RefSeq and is a predicted model, not a curated record. The transcript has 2 exons.
UAGCGAGGAGACGCGCCGACGCCGGAGGAGGGCGGGGGGCAGCCGCGGCGGCCGGCGCGGAGAGCCUCUCCGGGAGCCGCGCCGAUCGCCCGCCGGCCGCUGCUUGCCGGAGCCCAGGCGGCCCCGGCGAGGGCGAUGUCGGCGCGGCCGCCGCUGGCCGAGAAGGCGCUGUCCGAGGCUUACGGCCGCCUGCGCUACCGGGACGCCUCGCUGCUCAUCUGGCAGCAGCAGCAGCGGCAGCUGGAGGCCCGCCCGCCCGCCACCUACCUGAGCCGCAGCCGCAGCGCCUGGUACGCGCAGUACGGCAACCAGGCCAUCCUGGUGCGGGACCGGAGCAAGCUGGAGAGCGCCCGCGACACCGGCCAGUCCCGCUUCUGCGCCCUCAUGUGACCCAAGCCCCUCGGCUUGGCGCUCAGGCCCCGUCCCUGGACCCAAGGAAGCCUCUGGCAGUCAGUCAUCUGGGCGACCCUCCGGGCCUUUGGCCCCUGCGUCAAGUGGCCGGCAGUCCCACCGGCUGACACCUUGUGAUGGCCGAAAGUUCCUCCUGACCUGCCUCUUGCAGUCUUUCGCGGGGGCGGGGGCUGCUCUCCUGAUGGACCAAGGCUGGGCCCAGGCAGGAAGAGGCCACCCUUCCCCAUUCCCUAAAGGCCCUUCCCCAGAUCCUAACAUGCUGGCUGAGACUGAUGGGAGCUGUAAUCCACCCAGAUUGUCUGAGGCAGAGAUGGAAACGUAGCUCCCUUUCCUGCGAGCUCCGGGUUGGGAAAAGCUGAACUCCACACAAGAGUUUUCUUCUUGGACCACAAGACGAAUCGGGACCAAUCCUCCACUACAAAGCCCUGCCCUGAAGUUUGUUUUGAUUCCAGGGCAAGUUGGGGGGGUUGUUGCUUCUUGGGGGACAUUCAGAUUUCCUGCAACUCUGGGGCGACCCCCCUCCAGCUUCCUCCGCUGGGCGGGAUGGAGCCACCUCCCCCAGCUUCUUUCUGGGGUCCAGCAUGGCGUGGAUUCCUGCAGGCUCUGACGGAAGCCCUCCCUCUCCUUCUCAGCUGCUGGUGUGGGUGUUGCAUUGUGCUUCUUGAAGGCUGGGCUGGCUUCUCUGCUGGGGGGUGUGGACAAUUGGAGAGUUAUGGGCAAAACCUGCUUGCUGAAAUCUGGCCUGGAGGUUGGGGGCCUGUUCACCCCAUGGUCUGCCGGGACUCCUCCAAGAGUUUCAGUAGCCACAUCUCCACAUUCUUGGCUUUCGCCAGAGCUUGCCCUGUUGUCCGAGCCCUGGUUGCUGCUGGUCCAAAUCUCCAGUAGAUUUCCGCCUAGCUCAGGCCUUCGCAGGCAGGUGGCAAGGAAGCCAGCUGGGCUCAGCCGCCUGCUGUGUUCCGAACCACCUGGGAGAAACGGGGCUUGCAGAGAAAAGGAGACCCUUGACCUGGAGCUGUUGGUCCCAAGAAUGAAGGCAAGAGGCCCAGGGAGGCCCGACUCUGUUCGAUGUGGCUGGCUGGGCUGUCCAGGAGGCCCUUUGAGGGCCAUUCCAUGUUUUGGGCUUCCCAGAUGCACCCUUGGCACUGGCGCAGACAGUUACGAUGCUCGGGGAAAUAGCCUCUGAACUGUACAGCUCAUCUGAUGGGAGAACCAAGUUUGAAACCCUCCAGUUCUGGGAAGCAGCCCCUGCAAAUCCGGGCAACCAGCCUUCUUUGGCCAACCUGAAGAGCAGCUGCUCUUUGUGCGUAUUUUACCUUGGGUAAAGAGUGGUCAGUCUGGCCCUUUCACAUUCAUUCUGAUGCCCCAAAUGUGACGCCAGUGAGGACCCAGAAGGAGUGAAUUUUAAAAGUGCACCGGGCAAUGUUCCGCAUGUUUCCUUUUAAAUUGCAUCAAUCAAUAAAGAAUAACUCGGCACACACUUCUGCUCGCAGGCCUGUUAUGGUGUCAAGUACAGAAGUGGCAUCUGCUCUUAAA